AUGAGGCACACAGAUGCAAGGGUAGUGAUCUUCCAACUUAGAUACUCAAUAAAAUGUCAAUACAACUCACAGCUGCAGAUGCUGCACGAAUCUCUCUAUAAGCAUCAACUUCAUCAGGAAAAGCUUGCUCCAGUUCUUCAAGAAGAUAAGGGGGAGUUGAGAGGCCACGUUGUAGGAGGAUACGGUGAGGUACAGCUGGUGAAGGAUGCCGAGAUCAAGUUCUGCUUGGGAUCGUCGAUUGAGGCCGCGGCAGUGGUUGCCGAGGAAUCCAUCGGCGAUUGGUCGGUUGACUGUGAGGUCAUGAUGCUGUUGCUGCCGGCUGCCGCCUGUGAGGAAUCCAUGCUUCUCGAGCCAGAG
Messenger RNA from Striga asiatica, 357 nucleotides. Lineage: Eukaryota; Viridiplantae; Streptophyta; Magnoliopsida; Lamiales; Orobanchaceae. The record is from the annotation of a GenBank genome assembly.